UGGCGAUAGUGUAAAUAACAAUGGUGGACGCACGAGCCAAUUAGUUCUGUCAAUUGUGUUAUUUUGAACUGUAAUAUACUGCAUAUAAAGAUACUGCUAUGGAUGGGAAGAAGAAGGGGAAGAAGAGCAAGGUUGGAGUGAUCAAUGAUAGCUUUGAGCUGGAACAAGCUUCAAAUUCAGUUAGAAACAAAGUCAGUCCAUUUUUAAACAACAUUAGAGAUGUCCAGUCAAAAAACAACAAUGCAAAAUCUAAGGCUUUGCAAAACCUUGUUGAUAUUAAGAGAACUGCUUCAAGAUGGAGGGAUUUUAUCAAUCGAAAGAGGAAGAAGAAAAAGAACAAUCCAUGCAACAUUGAUAGUGCUGUAAAUGGUGAUACAGAAGAGGGGUUGGACAAACGAGGCACUAUUGGAGGUCUUGGGCUUGACGACAUUCAUGAAGACUUUGUCAGCGGAGAUCAGAAAUUAUUUGGGGAGAAAGUCACCACAAAGUCUAUGUCAAGUGCUAGUAAUCGUGCCUUGCUCCAGUAUUUUGCCAAAUUAGGGAAAUCUCAGAAAGAUGAUGAAGUGGUGGAUUUAGAUUUUGUAGAGACUUUGGUAAACAGUGGUGCCAACAUUAAUUGUACAGACAGACAUGGACAAACACUUCUACAUGAGGUUGCCAGUAAAUGGCAUAUAGAUGUAGCCAAGUUUUUGAUUGACAUGGGAGCAGAUGUGACUCAAGCUGACAAUUAUGGUAGAACACCGCUUCAUGUAGCGGCAGCAGAUAAUUACCCAGAUAUGAUUCAUUUGUUGAUUGAUGCUGGAGCUGAUAAAAAUGCACAGACAACAGGUGAGCUACAGACACCUGUUCACUAUGCAGCACGCAAUGACGCUGUGGAGGCACUGAAAGCACUUGUCAAACGGAACUGUAAAUACAAAAUGGUGAUGGACUAUAAAGGGAGAACACCCCUACAUGUUGCAGCUGAACUUGACCGCAGUGAGACAGCAAGACUUUUAUUAGAUCUGGAGGCCCCAGCUGGAAUCACUGAUACAAAGGGUCAAGCUGUGAUUACAUGGAUGAUCACAAAAAUGCCUCCAGUUGCUGCUGAGGCGAUACAACAGUUCCAUAUGAAGGAUCGUCCAAACAGAAAACAAUAUUACUACCUCAACUUGCUCACACCUAACAGAGAGAAAGAUCCCAAUUUUUACACGCAAAUGCCUUUACAAGUUGCAGUGAAGUACAAGCAGUAUGACAUCCUCACACAGUCGGUUAUGCUUACACUCACUAGGAUCAUGUGGGAAAAAUUUGCAAGAUGGCGGGCAUAUGGAGGUCUGCUAUUCAAUUUUAUAUAUAUCAUGUUGUGGACGGUCUAUGGCGUAACAAUAGAAUACGAUGAACGACAUCUGUACAAACUUCCUGAACAUUGGUGGAGAAUUGUUCUCUUGGUAGCUGCAGUUGGGAUAACAGUGUGGCAGAUUAUAGAUGAAAUUAGGGAGUAUCUGCGGUCAAAAGUUAGUGAUGAGAACUGGAAAACUUGGCGACGUACAGAGAUAAAGGAAGACUUGAAAUAUUGUCAUCCAAGAUGGCCUGAGGAACAACAGUUUCUUAACCAGGAACUUGAAAGUCUCGAUGAUGCUCAUACAGGAUACUUCCAGGAUAUGUGGAAUUGGUUUGACUGGUUUUGCUAUACGUUACUAUUAGCUGUAAUUGGCACACAUGUUGCAGACAUCGUCGUCCAUACAGACGCGUUAGCACGUGCUCAUAUACGUCUUACAGCAGUGGUUGUUAUCUUUCUGUGGUUGAGAUUGAUGAAAAAUAUUCGGGCAUUUGCUAUGCUUGGACCGUUUGUUGUGAUGGUUGGAGCUAUGAUAUCAGAUCUGUUGAAGUUUGCCUUCCUUUAUUUUGAAUUUUACAUUCCUUACUUAUGUGCAUUUUGGAUGAUAUUUGGUGGAAACAAGUACCCCGAGGGCAGUGCCGGGAAUCCAAACAGGACGGAAGUUUCUGUAGAUGGUUUCGUUAACUUCAAUGAGGCAAUGUUUUCUUUGUGGAGAAUGACCCUUGUUGAUGAAUAUGCAUAUGAAGGAAUGAAAAACAUAGAUUCCAUCAUGGCUGACAUUUUGGUUGGUACCUGGCUGUUUUUGUCUGCAGUUCUCUGUCUCAACCUUCUCAUUGCCUUGUUCUCAGAUACAUUUCAAAGAGUAUAUGACAAUGCUCGAGCAAAUGCUGUGAUGCAGAAAGCUGUAAUGAUUCUGUCGUUCUGGGAAGGUAUGAGUCACGAGGCACGCAAUAAGUUCCUUGACCAUAUCCAAGCCAACUGUGCACCAUUCAAGGACUACUACGAUGAUGAUAUGACCGAGAGUGAUGACGCUGAUCUCAAGAAAGUCACAAUACAAAUAAAGGAAGAACUAGAUGAUCUGAAGGAGAGAUGGGCGGAUCAGUUUGGUCUGGGUGAUGAGAAGACUGCGCUGGAGGAACUACAAGAGGAAGAGCCACCCAAAACUGACAGCAAGGGGAAAAUGAUAACAACACAGAAAUUUGAAAGUGAAAUUGAGAACUUACGAGAUGAGAUUCGAAUGGGGCUUGUUGAGUUGCAGAAACAACAGACCCAUAUGAUGCAUAAGUUUAAACAAGACAUGAAAGUGGUGAAAUCUCUCAUACUGGAUUUGUCUGCACAGGGUUCAGGGGGGCAGAGUGGAUCUGGAGGAGGGAGGGGUAACUCUGGUGGGGAUGGAGGUCCAGGAGAUAUGGGUGUGGGGGCUUUCAUGCAGUCUCCAGAUGUAAUGACGUCAGAGGGGAUGAUGAUGUAUCCAGGAUAUGUCCAACAGAUAGAACCUGGAGUUAUGGCAACUACACAAGAUACGAGACCUAGACCAGGCACUGGAAAGAAGAAGAAGAAGAAACAAAAAAUGCCAAUAGAAGAAUCAAGAAUGGGCCAACUUUUUAUGACAGGAGAGCCUUCUGAGGAAACAUUUACUGGUUUAUUUGCUCCCAGCCCCUCUCUUCAUGAACCAGUGGUUGAGGUUUCUACACAUGAUAUUAUAUCUGAAGACAUAUAUAGCACAGAUAUACUACCACACUCAAGGUCUUCUACUCAAGAUGCAGACUAGUCUACAGCAUGAUGUCUUAUUCCAAGUUUUGUAUUAGUAUACUUGUACAGUAUUUAUGCACCAUUUACAGCAGUCUGGUUCUAGAUCUUUAUUCUCUUUGUGAACAGUUAAGGUUUUUUUUGUGUUGAAAGAGAUUAUUACUUGCUAAAUACAAAUUAGUCGACUCUGUAAAAUUUUGUAUCUGUUUGCUGAAACUUGCAUAUAUAUUUGAAAAUCUUUUGUCAUGUAAAAAUGAUAUGGCUAAUGAUUGAAGCAGGCAAUGUUGAAAUUAGAAUGACUUUUUGCCUUAAAGUACAUUGCUCAAGAACAUAUAAUUUAACAUCACUAUGCUGUGUGUAUUAUGCCAAAAUAAAUAAGAAUAUUGUAUCAUUAGGAAUCUUGACUAAAACAUGGUAGACUAGUGCCAACAUUUGAAUGUUUAAGGCCGUGUAUUAGUGUUUACUAUAUAACACUUCAUUUUGGCAGUAGUAUUAUUAUGGCGCUCUCGCGUUUGAGUUCUGUUGCUCCAAAAUAAAGCAUUUCUAAUUUGUUAGCCAUUAAAUUUGAAUGCCAUCAAUAAAAGCAUGGAUACUUUAAAUGUACUGGAAGCAAUUAAAGUAAAGAUUUCAGUGAAUGUUUCAUCACUGAACUAUCAAAAAUGUUUUUACAGUUUUAACAUAUUAACAGAACUUAAACACAAUACAAAGGGUAUCAUUACGUAGCAGGAGUUUCUUUUUGUCUUAAAAGCACAAAACAGUUGACAUUGUACAUGUAUGGUAACUAAAGGCACAAAUAAUUCAUGCAUGCACUCAAGGACUUUAAAAAUGCCUCAUCCAUAUAUGGCUGUUAUGUCAGCUUUGCAGCUUGUUUGCAAAUAUUUUGAUAUUCACUUAUUCAUUGAAUUGAUCCAUUAUGGUGGUUUCUUUUGUGAUACUUGAAGCAUGCUCAUUGAGUGCAUGUUGUAAUUCAUGUCCUACAAAGUUCACAGCCAGCAUUUACAAACAGUGAAUGAAAAUUACAACCUGGCAAACAAAAAAUCUUCUAUUGAAACACUAUAAUGUGGUAAGAUUAAACACCAUCCAUUAAACACCUAGAAAUGUUCAAGAACACUUUAUUUCCCAUUUUUGAAACGACAGGCAAUUUAGCAGCUACAAAGAUUUGCAGAAUACGUCAGUUGUAAAAUACAUGAAAACUUAAUAGCUGAAGUACGUUUAAAAAUGAAAUGAUUUUUUUCGGUGUUCAUGCAAAAUGAAUGACAGAAUAGGAUCGGCAAAUCCAUGAAUUGCGCUAGCAAUUCUUGUUUAAUUUGCCGAUCCUAUUCUGUCGUUCAUUUCGCAUGAACACCGAAAAAAAUAGUUUCAUUUCUUAUAUUUACAUUAUAUUUCCUUUCCAUUUGUAAACAAGAUAAUAUUAUAAAUUGCACAUAUUUUGUGGCAUUUAGCAUUAAAAUCAGCUUCCCGGCCAUUCCGUUCACCAGACGGAACAACUUCGACGUCAUCUAAGGAACGUUCUCCCUGACUAUACACGGACAUCUUCAAAACAGCGGUCAGUUAUCACUAAGCAGCAAUGACGUAACUUUCGCACCUUUCCUUUUGCUGUUCAUACGAAAUGAACGUCAUAAUUUUCAAUGGGAAAGAAUAGGGGAAUGUAAAUAUAACAUUAACCGUUGACAAGUGAAUCUGACGCUACGAUGGCGAGACAAAGAGAUAAAAUUGCAAAACCUUACUGACUUUCCGAUAGUUAUUUUUACAUAUGUAGUCAUUUUGGUCUUCACCUAUCAAUCAAAAUUUACUACUGCUGCUGUUCUUCGUUAAUCAAAACCUUAUUGGAUUUAUUUAAUAAAUAAGUAAAUGAUAUAACUAAACAAAAUUAUUAUACAUGAAAAAAAACUGUUUUUAGUAUUUAUACACAAAUGAGUAUAUCAGGAAGAAGCUUUGCAGCUGACUACCAGUGAAAACUACAAACUUUCUCAUUUUCACGGUAGCUGGUAGUUUCGCGACUUCAAAAUUUCACGGAGACACACGAAUUGCGUAAGUCGCUAACUUGAAUAGCGUGAAACCAUUUCUAGGUUUAUAAUAUUUUGAUAAGUGUGAAUCACCAAAAUCUAAAUGGGCAGGCUGCAAUCUUGAGUUCCACCUUUGACACAACCAUGUAAGCAUUAUGAAUUAUGUCAGCAUCACUUAUGUUGGAGUGGAGUUUUGCAGUUAGAAAUACUGGUCAAUUCAUUUAACUUCUGUAAUGGCUUGAAUGAAUAUUCAGUAACGGAAUAAUACUCCUCCAAAUAUGAGCUUCACGAACUAUAGUCAUGCUUCAUGUGACACAGAAAAAUCACCACCUUUAAUGCCCUUAUUUAAUAUGUACAAUUCAUAAAUAUAAACAUGAAGAAAAUCAUCUUGGAUCAAAUUUUUUCAAAUGUUUAAAUGAGGUGUUUUAAAGUAUUUCAGUGUAGUUACUUUAUCAUCAUUUAUGAAUUAUUCAGGUACUGCUUAUAUUCAGCAUAUAUAUUACUAGUGACUGGACUUGAAAUGAAAUGAUUUUGAGUUCAGUUUUACACAUUAAUUACUGGAAUGUACUAAUAGAUCUGUCCUGAAAAAUGCCAGAAUUGCGUGUUAUACUGUAGAUAUUGCUGUUGUGGCUUCAGAAUUUACAAAGAGACUGUGAUAUAACUUAUUUUAUUAUUCCGUUUUUAUUGUACAGUUUGUAUUUGUACAUAAUGUGUAGAUAGAGAGUAUUAUUUAUAGUUCAGCAAAUUUAUAUUUUAUUUUGUUAUGUAGAACUUCUUUAUACAAAUAUAUAUUGUCAGACAAAAUUUAAUAGAAGUUUAGUUGGUCUCUUCUACUAAACAGGUGUUAAAUUAUUUAUAACUUAAGUAAAAUUGUGCAAUGAAUCUAUUUCACAACCUUAGCUGUGUUAUGAAAGAAACAGAGAGAUCAGAAUAAUUGUAUUUUAAAAACUGCUUUUGUUUUAGUUUUUAAAUGACUUUACAAGUGUUGUCUUUUCCUACCUGUUACAGGUGUCUUAAAGUAAGCAUGCAUUGUUACACUUUCCAUUGUAACUAGAUAUUAAGCCUGAUUCUCUUAGUUUCAUCAUGUAAAUCAUGCAAAUUGAUUAGGCAUAUGAUAUAAUAGUGCCUUUUAGUUAUUUCAUGGGAGUUACCAUACUUUGCCUACCUCGUCUGUCUGUCUGUCUGUCUGUCCAUCCAUCUGUACUGAACUAUCUACACUUUUUCUAAAAAACCUGUGGUCAGAUUUUUAAUGAAAUUUCACAGGAGUGAUUGAUAUGAAACCUUAUUUUGUAUAUCAACAUGUUUAACAUUGAUUUUUUUGCAGAGUUGUGGCCCCUUAAAGGUCAUUUUAUUUUAAUAGAAUCUGGACUACUUCUCUUAUACUAUUGAUAGGAUUUUAGUGUAAUGUAAUUGGAAUGAUCAAUGAUCAGUACCUAGCCUUGUUACACAUAUAAUUAUAACAUUCUUAUGAUUGAAUGGUUUUGAUGAUAAUAUAUCUUUGAUUAAUAGGCAUAAAGUCUAUCUUGUCUGCACUUCAUCUCCAAAACUUCUGUCAAGAUUUCAAAGAUGCUUUGCAGGAGGGAUUGAUAUAAAAUCUAUAUUGUAGAGUUAUGGAUUUUCCUUUAUUUUUAGCGAGAUUUGGACAAAACUUCAUACAUGGGGUCAGUACCACAGUCUUUUUAAUUGAAAACCUGCCAUAGCAAGAUAAAUGCAUGGGAAGACAUGUUUUGUGUGUGUGUGUGUGUGUUUUUUUAAAUAGAAAACAACCAUCUAGAUUUAGAUUAUUAAACAGCGAUGCACCAUUUGAGCCGUGCCAUGACAAAACCAACAUAGUGGCUUUGCGUCCAGCAUGGAUCCAGACAAGCCUGCGCAUCCGUGCAGUCUGUUCAAGAUCAAUGCUGUUUGCUAACAGUUUCUCUAAUUACUAUAGGCUUUGAAAGCGAACAGCAUGGAUCCUGACCAGACUGCGCGGAUGCGCAGGCUGGUCUGGAUCCAUGCUGGGCGCAAAGCCACUAUGUUGGUUUUCUCAUGGCGCGGCUCAUUUUAUAAACUGUGAUAACAAUGUUUUUUCAUGUACAUAGAUGAGACUAUUAUAUUGAUUAAAACUGGGAAGAUACAUGAAAACAAAAUAUAGUUUUUACAUUUUCUACAUGCGUUUUAGCUUUUGCAAAAUUAAAUUUAUAUUGACUAAAUAUAAAGAAAAACCUACUAAUAGCGCUUUUAUAUAUUUACAUAUUGUUCCUUUUACUUUUCUGAUUGACUUCUUUUAUAGAAUAAGAUUAGUUUUAUAGAAGCAUUAAGUAGAAUGGUCCAAGAUACUUUCACAGGAUAUAGAGAGGGUACAGAGAUGCAGUAGUCAUGCAGUUUUCAGGACUGGAUAUGACCUUUGUUCAAAAUAUUUUUUUAUUAGAUCUUUUUUAAACAAAUUUUACAAAUAAUAAACUAAUAUAUUUAAAUACUUUUUCAAAGGAAAAAUGGAAAUGUAUUUAUGUAAUAGAUAGGGCCUAUCUUUUUGUUUGUUUUAAAACUGCUACUAACAAGGUCUGUAUACAAGUUUUUCUUGUAGCUUGCAAACUAACUACACUUGCUUUCUAUAGCAAAUACCAGUAAAAAGGCUAAACUGUUUCUGUUGAACUGAGGUUUUUAUUCGGGACAGUUUACAGUACUUGAAACAUUUACACCAUGGGGAAGUAUAUAAUAUACUAGUAUGUGCCUUUGUAGAAAUGUAUUUUUGAACUGAUCUUUAUAAGUAAUGUCUGUGUAUAUCUUCAUCUCAUUUUUGCAUAUAGUACAUUGUGCUGCUUGCCAUUGUUGCUCUCUUAUAAAAUGUAAACAUUCCAAUGAUAAGUUGUGAAAAUGGAUAAACUUGUCAUGUACCUCAGUAAUUGAAUGUUUUCGUAGGCCAAUAUAUAAUCUUUUUAUACACUUAAAGAGAUGUAUUAUGUGAUGAUGCAGGUUGUCCGUCUUUUAGCAAUUUGUAUGAGUUAUAAGUCAAGGUCACAGUGACUGUUAGUAUAAAACCUUUUUCUGCUCAAUAUCUUGAAGACCCAGCUUUGACCUACAAUCCGCCUACGGGUCAAACAUAUUGCCUGUGUUGAUUUUGAGGUAAGUGGGUCAGAGUUCAAGGUGACACAACUGUUAGUACAAAAAGUACUUCCCAGUAGUUUGAUUUGAUCUGUGACCUUCAAAAUUUUCAGGGACAUUGCAAGUAGUCAGUAGAUGACCCCUAUUGAUUUUGAGUUCGAAGGUCGUGGUCACAGUGGCUGUUAGUACAUUCUGAUUAAUAUUUUGAGAAUGACUUUACCCAGGACACUCAAAUUUGUCCAGCACAUUGCUGAUAGACAACGAAGGACUCUCAUGUUUUUGAGAUCAGUGGGUCUUCAGGUAUAAUACAGAGACCGCAAGUCAAAAAGGAACAUCAAACCAUGGACCCCUCUUAAUUGAUAUUUUAAAACGUUUUUUAAUCAAAUGUCGUCGAUACUGUAAUGCGAAGUGAUCAGGUGGACAUAUGUGUUGUUGCUGGUCAUCUAUUUAUUUUCCUCUUAGAACCUUCAGAAUGCUUGACCUAUGAUUCCAAAGAUUUAUAGUUACAUUACUUCGUUAUAGUUACAUUACUUCGGGCGUAUUUUGCUCUGCACAACAUAAGGGUGCUUUUGUUCCAAAUAUUGAUGCUUUGUCAUAUAUUAUAAAAUAAAAUAGAAUAUUAGAAGUU
Messenger RNA from Mercenaria mercenaria, 8782 nucleotides. RefSeq lists its product as uncharacterized. The record is from RefSeq and is a predicted model, not a curated record. The coding region runs from base 99 to 3086 and encodes 995 amino acids. Lineage: Eukaryota; Metazoa; Mollusca; Bivalvia; Venerida; Veneridae. The transcript has 24 exons. Gene Ontology annotation, molecular function: calcium channel activity; protein binding. Gene Ontology annotation, biological process: calcium ion import across plasma membrane. Gene Ontology annotation, cellular component: membrane.